UUAUCUUCUCCCUCGAUCUCGAUCUUCUCUCGAACCCAUCUUUGUCGAUUCCCUUCUCCCUUCUCCUCUCUGCGCCGCCACCGACCACCAUGACCCGACGCUCGAACGACCAUCCCUGACGCCAGUUCUCGAGAGCCUCCGAGUGCCACACGAGUGCUGCCUCUCGGAGCAACGUCGUCAUCUUCUCUGAGCGAAGAUCACUCGACUAUGUAGCAGAUCUGUCACCAAGAUUUCAUCGACACAACUUUUCGAUCGCGCUAGUGUCGUACGACCGCCGCCGGUUGAGCCGCCUCCUCCUUUGAACAUUGAGUUGCUGCCGGUCGUUUCCCUCUUUGAGUUGUCGCCCCGAGUAGAUUUCCGGACAAGAGGGGGAGAUCCAACCCUAGCCUCGAUCUCCUAUUGCCGCACCUCUGCGUAUCAUGUCUCUGAUUGUCAAAUUACGCUUCUCCAGUCGAUCCUUGCCUUAGUCCGAGCCUUACGUUCGAUUAGUUGGGAGUCGACCGAGCAAUGCCUUACCCAGAGUCUUUUUGCUAUCACACUUGAGGGAUCAACAACUCAACUGUGGAUCCGAGCAACACUAUUUGAGGAUGAUCCACAGCUUCGACCACAAUUUCUAGCAGCAAGAUCUUUGGUCAUGAGUUGACAGAAGGAUACUUAGAUUUAGGUUUUGGUAUCUAUAGGAUUAAGCUAUUGCUGAAGUUGUGGAAUUCGAUCCUUGUUCAUACACUCAGGACUUUGAUUCUAAGCGAGCGUCUCGACGUGUGAUUGUCGGAUGCGAUCUUCAUUUUUGAGCGGGAAGGACCUCAUCGUGAGCUUCGGCGAGAUGCUCAUCGACUUCGUGCCCACGGUCUCCGGCGUGUCAUUGGCGGAGGCGCCUGGGUUCAUCAAGGCCCCAGGCGGCGCCCCGGCCAACGUGGCCAUCGCCGUGGCUCGCCUCGGAGGGCGCGCCGCCUUUCUCGGAAAACUCGGAGACGAUGAGUUCGGCCGCAUGCUGGCCGGCAUCCUGCGCUCCAACGGCGUCGACGACGCCGGAGUUCUGUUCGACACCGGCGCACGAACGGCGCUCGCUUUCGUCACUCUCCGCGCCGACGGCGAGCGCGAGUUCAUGUUCUAUCGAAACCCUAGCGCCGACAUGCUCCUCGAGGAAGGCGAGCUCAACCUCGACGUCAUCAAGAGCGCUGCGGUUUUCCACUACGGAUCUAUAAGUUUGAUCACGGAGCCGUGCAGAUCGGCUCAUCUGAAGGCCAUGCAGGUGGCGAGGGAUGCAGGGGCGUUGCUCUCCUACGACCCCAACCUCCGAUUGCCGCUGUGGCCUUCGGCGGAGUCGGCGCGGGAGCAGAUCAUGAGCAUCUGGGACCAAGCGGACAUCAUCAAGGUCAGCGACGUCGAGCUCGAGUUCCUCACGGGGACGGAUUCGGUGCAGGAUGACGUUGUUUUGACCCUCUGGCGCCCGGAGUUCAAGCUUUUGCUGGUCACCCUGGGGGAGAAGGGAUGCAAAUACUACACCAAGGACUUCCGAGGGAGUUUGGACGGCUUCUCCGUUAACACAGUGGACACCACCGGAGCCGGAGAUGCAUUUGUCGGCGCCAUGCUCACCAAGAUCGUCGCGGACCAAUCUGUGCUACAGAGCGAGGAAAAGCUUAGAGAAGUUCUCAGAUUUGCCAAUGCGUGCGGAGCCAUCACCACCACUAAGAAGGGAGCCAUUCCUGCCCUGCCAAACAAAACUGAAGCUCUGGAGCUUUUGAAGAGAGAUUGAAGAGUUUGGAUCCCUCCCACUGCGUUGCUAUUUUAGUUUUUGUUUUUGUUGGAGUUAAAUUUGUCUAGGCGAUUUGGAGUUUCUGAUGUUUUAUUUUCUCUUUUUCAUAUUUUUCACAUGAUAAAGCAUUUAGAGAAGUGUUUUUAAUCUUUUAA
Molecule: messenger RNA, 1911 nt
Organism: Zingiber officinale
Lineage: Eukaryota; Viridiplantae; Streptophyta; Magnoliopsida; Zingiberales; Zingiberaceae
Product: probable fructokinase-1
Exons: 8
Coding region: 773-1756 (327 amino acids)
Biological process (GO): fructose metabolic process
Cellular component (GO): cytosol
Molecular function (GO): fructokinase activity
Source: RefSeq, a predicted model, not a curated record